AUGGAGGAAUUUGGCUCAGCAUCGUCUAGAUGCGCUUUCGUACGACUACGGGUUCACAGAGGACGUAACUUCUGGAUCGUAAGUGCUCACGCACCUACGAAAACCGCUGAGGACAACAGUAAAGACGAAUUCGAUGGUGAACGCAAUGCGUUGAUGUCUAAAAUACCAAGCCAGCAGGUGGUCAUUGUCGGAGUCGACGCAAAUGCGAAGAUGGGACUCGAACAGCAAUCCGAUGUGCUAGGAAAAUGGUAUCAUGCAGCGGAGCGCAGGCCGGACAACGGUGACCGUUUUAACGCCUGA
Molecule: messenger RNA, 300 nt
Organism: Necator americanus (New World hookworm)
Lineage: Eukaryota; Metazoa; Nematoda; Chromadorea; Rhabditida; Ancylostomatidae
Exons: 1
Coding region: 1-300 (99 amino acids)
Source: RefSeq, a predicted model, not a curated record